UCGCCAAACUUUGUGCGUCGGCUCUUCACUUUCUUCCCUCUUAUAAGCAGAGAAAGUUUGACAAGUGUGCUUCAGUUUCUUCAUAGUCUCUCUUUGCUUUGGAUUUGGGGACUGGUCUUCAGAAGCGACGGUGUGAGCGAUCCUUCUUUGGGUGUCUCCAGCUAGAUCUCCCUCAAGAUGGGUGACUGGAGUGCAUUGGGAAGGCUCCUCGACAAGGUACAGGCCUACUCCACCGCCGGCGGGAAGGUCUGGCUCUCGGUGCUCUUCAUCUUCCGGAUCCUGGUACUGGGAACGGCCGUGGAGUCGGCUUGGGGCGACGAGCAGUCGGCUUUCCACUGCAACACGCAGCAGCCCGGUUGCGAGAACGUGUGCUAUGACAAAUCCUUUCCUAUCUCACACGUGCGUUUCUGGGUGCUGCAGAUCAUCUUCGUGUCCACCCCUACGCUUCUGUACCUGGCGCACGUCUUCUACUUGAUGCGCAAGGAGGAGAAGCUCAACCGGAAACAGGAGGAACUGAAGGUGGUCCAGAAUGACGGCGGCGACGUGGAGCUCCACCUGAAGAAGAUUGAACUCAAGAAGCUCAAGUACGGCCUGGAGGAGCACGGCAAGGUGAAGAUGAAGGGCGGUCUCCUGCGCACGUACAUCGUCAGCAUCUUUUUCAAGUUUAUCUUCGAGGUGGCCUUCCUGUUGAUCCAGUGGUAUAUUUACGGCUUCACCCUGUCUGCCGUCUACACCUGCGAGCGUAUUCCUUGCCCCCAUCGCGUCGACUGUUUCCUCUCCAGGCCCACGGAGAAGACGGUCUUCAUCAUCUUUAUGCUGGUGGUCUCUCUGGUCUCGCUUUUGCUCAACGUCAUCGAGCUCUUCUACGUGCUCUUCAAACAGAUCAAGGACAAGGUGAAGGGAAGGCAAAACGAGUACGCCACCGGCACCCUGAGCCCCACUCCCAAGGAGAUGUCCACCACAAAGUAUGCCUACUACAACGGCUGCCCCUCGCCGACCGCGCCGCUCUCACCCGUGUCGCCUCCGGGCUACAAGCUAGCCACCACCGACAGGACCAACUCUUGUCGCAAUUACAACAAGCAGGCCAACGAGCAAAACUGGGCCAACUACAGCACAGAACAGAACCGUCUGGGCCAGAACGGUAGCACCAUUUCCAAUUCGCACGCCCAGGGCUUCGACUACCCCGACAACACGCACGAGCACAAGAAACUGCCGCCGGGCCUCGAGCUGCAGCCGCUAGCGUUGCUAGACGCCCGGCCGUGCAGCCGGGCCAGCAGCCGCAUGAGCAGUCGAGCGAGGCCCGACGACCUGGACGUGUAGCCACGUGACCUCGCGCCAAGCCACUGCGCUAGAGGACUGACGCGGUGAACGAGACGAGCCCACUUCCGUACGAAGGGGGCGGGGCUAAUUCCGCACAAGUUCCUCACUCUAGACUCUAGUCGAUACAGAGACAUUAAAUUACUCACACUGCUGGAGGUACUAUUCAUUAACAAUGAUGUCGAAACUAGCACAGCUAACCUGCCCUAACAACCCAACAGCAAGGUGCUCAAGAGACUGUGAGCCGAACCAAGUCCACCAGAAUAUGUGAUUCGUUUCGCUAGUAAGGGUUUAUCACAAUGCCACACGAUGAUUCGAUUUUAACACGUCGCACUCCUACGUGUCGUAUUUUAACCCCCGCCGCUUUCAAAUCGGUGUCGUCCAACAGGGUGUUUAAAACGUUUCAGAAUUAAUAUUUAUUUAUUCAUAAAGAUUAACAGGACAUCCACCACUACAUGAAGAUUGACUACUAAUCAAGGUCAUGUUUAGAUAACUAAUACCAUCCAAUUGCAUAUUUAUUGACAAUAAUCCAAAUUUCUGCAAUAAUUUGUUUUUUUUUAUUCAGCAAAUAAGAGUUUCGAUAAUCAUAGUGGACUGUCAUUUUCCUGAUAAACUUUGAAUUUAUGUGGUGUUGGUUUUGUAUCCGAUGACAUUUUAGUUUUUUUAUGGUGGUGGUAUGAAACAGAAGCGUUUUAUGUGUGGACUUUCUUUCUUUUUUUGUAUUUUGAUUUUUGCUAAUGUUGUGUGCUAUACAGUCUUGGUAAGAAUGGCUUUGUUUUUUCUUUUUUUUUCUGAACGGGCAGAUGGAUCGUAUUCGGUUUGAUUUAGACUGAGUCGAAUUAAUGUCUUACCUUUGAAGUGAAUGACUUUUAACUGAAUAUAAUCACUGCUGCUUGAGAGAUAGAGAUUUAGUACUGUAAAUCAAGCUAACUAUGUUACAAAUGUGAGUUUUUAGAAGACUGCUUGUAAGAGCUGGACUAAUAUUUAGUCAGUUAUAUUAAGAAAUAAAUGCCAGCGUAGCUCCAUAACUACCAAACGCUAGUAGACGAUAUUUCAUUACGGACAUUCCUCGUUCCAUUUCCAAAUGUUGCAUUAUGGCACAUCGGUACUCAUCUGCAGAGACUCACGGAUAUUUCAGCUACAAUGGUGUUUGCACUGAGAGUUUGUCUAGGGUGUUAUAUGAUGCAAAAAUGACAAAAAAGUUCUCUGUUAUGCACGAAACUAAUUUAUUUUACAACACACUACAAGGCAUAAGGUCACUUUUACAGUGCACUCACAGAAUCGAUGGGUUUGAGCAACCUGAUCUCACAAAAUCUGUGAAAUAGUCACGCAAUAUUUUUUUCACUAUUUUACAUGUCCGUGCGACUUGCCAUUGUCGCUUCGGUUUGGGGUUAGAACGACUUUCUGUCACAUAAAAUGACAUCCUUACCCAAACCCAACUCUAACCCUAAUGUCAAGCGACAAUGGUUUAAAAAGCAUAGUAUAAAUAAAUACUUAAAGGAACAGUAUGUAAGAAAUUUAUAUCAAUUAAUCAUAAAAUGGCCCUGAUAUGUCACUAGACAUUAAGAAAUCAUUUUCAUUUAAAAUACUUAAAUCACUGACAAAAGUGGUCUGGCCAGGAUAUUGUCAUUUAAAAAGUGGAGUUGCAGCCCUCAACUGAUGUUUAUGUUGUCAUUUUGUAUAUUGGCCACUAGCUGUGUGAUUGCAGUACCAGUUUUAGCCACAAGUUUUGUGAUUGCAAUACCAGUUUUGGCCACAAUCCUACAUACUGUUCCUUUAAAGUGACGCAAACAGCAAAUCUAACCCCAAACCGAAGUGACAAUGGUUUAAAAAUGGGAAAAAUAGUUGAGUAACCAAUACGUGAAACUGACACGAAAAAAAAGGAUGUGGCACGGGCCCGUAAAAUGGUGGAAAUGCGUGACAAUGACACGCAAAAAUAUUGUGGACUAUUUCACGGAAAUUUGUGAGAUCAUGUUGGUUUGAGUGUCUUGUGGGCGAGAUUUUACAUCUGGUAAAUAAUGCAAAAAAGUAUAUAGGGGUUUGAAUUGGUUUUAAAUUGAAACACUGAUGUAUGUCAUUCCAUGGGAAUCCAGUCCACUGUUGUACAGUGUGCAUGUCAGUGGAAAAAACAUGCAGUCGUAACAACAAAAAGGACGAUAAUCAAAUCUGUGAAAAGCAAUUUAACCAAUAAAGAUUUUUUUCUUUGUAAUCCUU
Misgurnus anguillicaudatus (oriental weatherfish) is the source of this 3531-nucleotide messenger RNA. RefSeq names its product gap junction protein alpha 1b (gene gja1b). Gene Ontology annotation, biological process: heart development; cell-cell signaling; cell communication by electrical coupling. Gene Ontology annotation, cellular component: connexin complex. Gene Ontology annotation, molecular function: gap junction channel activity. The record is from RefSeq and is a predicted model, not a curated record. NCBI's taxonomy places the organism in Eukaryota, Metazoa, Chordata, Actinopteri, Cypriniformes, Cobitidae.